AAGUGUGGGUAUGUUUGACAAAGCCCAAAAUCAGAAACCCAAUUAUGAUAACCGACCCUCUUCUUCUAUCACUCAACCCGGUUUCAUCCAAAGUCACAGGCUCAUAGCACAACUUCUCUCUCCAUCACCCGUCCUCUCUCUACCGUUAAUAUCUCUAGAAAGAUUAUCAACCUCCUUUACUAACUGAUCGGAGAGGAGGAAUUCCGUUUCCGUUGUCGAUCUCGGGUUCAGCACCACCUGCGCUUCACUCAUUGGUUCCGGAUAAACAAUUACUUCACACACAGUAACAGAAGACAAAAGUGGAGGUCUUGAUUUCAAGAGCAACCAACACAUUUAUAUGGUUGUUAUGGCUGUGAACGUCUUGACCUCAUGUAGUUUGAGUGUAACUCGUGGCUUCAGAAAGAAUGAGCCAUUGUAUCCCAAAUCAUUCCUAGGCAAUAGACACAGAAUACUGGUUCAGUUCACUGGAAAGGGAAGUCAAAGCCAAUGUUUUUAUGGAAACAAAAUGUUGUGUCCUAAGCUUACUGUGUAUGCUGUCACCAAGGGUUCAGCAGAAUCUAGCAAAUCCGAAGAAACAGUACCCUCUUGGGCAAAACCAGAUUCAGAAGAGCCACCUCCUUGGGCUCAGGGUGAAACGCAAAAAGCUGCAUCAGAAAAUGGAUUUGAGGUUCCUUUCUUUGUUUAUUUACUAUCCUCAGCAAUCACUGCAAUUGCAGCAAUAGGUUCCGUUUUCGAGUAUGCAAACCAAAAACCAGUCUUUGGAGUAGUGAACCCAGACAGCAUUUUCUAUGCUCCACUGCUGGGAUUCUUUGCAUUUACUGGCAUUCCCACUUCUGCGUAUUUGUGGUUCAAAUCCGUUCAAGUGGCUAACAAAGAAGCCGAGGAGCAAGACAAGAAAGAUGGCUACAUGUAGGACAAUCAAAUCUUCUGAUUUAUGCCGUGGUCUUGGUACUUCAAUAUUUUUCAUUUUUUAAGAAAUUCUGGAUACAUGUAGGAAAGCAGAUAACUAGAUUUCAUAUUCUGUCAUUUCAAAAUGUUUCUUUUUUGGGUUCUCACCACAGAGAAUCUGGAUCCCUACAGCAUGUAAAAUAGUGUAUCAAUACACUUUGUAUAUUUUGUGUAUUUCAUGCCAAUAUGAUAAUAAUCGAUAUUUUAUUAUUGACAGUUCUACAAAA
This is a messenger RNA of Cannabis sativa, 1175 nucleotides long. RefSeq lists its product as uncharacterized. Bases 338 to 913 code for a protein of 191 amino acids. The transcript is spliced from 4 exons. NCBI's taxonomy places the organism in Eukaryota, Viridiplantae, Streptophyta, Magnoliopsida, Rosales, Cannabaceae. The record is from RefSeq and is a predicted model, not a curated record.